AUGGCCAGAGUCACACGCAGCAACCCUACCGGAGAGACUCGGGGAGCCACAGGAGCGAGCCAGGAAGCCACCCAAGUGCCGGUCACUGGAGUUCAGCAAACCCGUGGCCGGAGUAAGAAGGCAGAGCAGAACCCAGCUGUACCAGAGCCCGAAGACGAAGACGAAGAUCCUGUCGGAGUGAACCCAAAGAAAACACGGUGCGGAGCAAAGAAGAAUGCUGGAGUGAAACCGAAAGGCAACACUACCAAAGCCACGUCCGGAAAGAGGAAGGCCGUACCCGAAGAUGAGGACGAACUUGCAGCAAAGCAGCCAAGGAAAGUCAAGAAGACCUCCAAGAAAACCGCAGAUGCUCCGCCGCUGCAGUACAAUUCAGAGCAAGCAACAUCGUGUGUCAUUGUAGUCGAAUGUGAAGUGAAAGGUCAUGAUACACACGACUGCAUCACGCAAAUCGACGCAGAUUUCUUUCUCAAAGCCCCAGGCGCCACGAAGAAGAAGCAGAUUGGUGAGAUUGUCACAUACUUGGUCGACAUGUCGGCCGGCGAAGAAGAGCAAUUCAAAAAUGGUCGAUGGGUCUCCGAACUCUUGAGACCAAAGGGCGAGGAUGAAGUACAGCUGAUAUUCCAGACGAUUUUCACAAAAACGGGUGCGGUGAAGAAGAAGCUUGUUGACCGCACCGCCGAGUUGACCAACGAGAACCUCUUAUUCAUACACACCUUCGCCCUCAGCCAUCCUGAAGCCUACGGCGGCACUGGCAUCGCGCAAGAUGCCAUGAAUGUAUUCAUGGCUGCUUUGCCGAACCUGCCUGAACCGUGGGCCUAUACAGGAGCCAUCGUGCUCUCUCCUGCUGCUGACGAAGAAGUCAAGGCCGCUCGAGUGAAAGCUGGAACGUGGACAGACGACGCCCAGGCUGAGGCAGGCCUCAUCGUAUCGUGGGAGAAGUCUGGCUUCGAGGUUUGGCUGAGAGGGAACCCAAAGACUGAGAAUUCGGUCACGAUCAUGGGACGCAGCUGA
Molecule: messenger RNA, 1011 nt
Organism: Zymoseptoria tritici IPO323
Lineage: Eukaryota; Fungi; Ascomycota; Dothideomycetes; Mycosphaerellales; Mycosphaerellaceae
Exons: 1
Coding region: 1-1011 (336 amino acids)
Source: RefSeq, a predicted model, not a curated record